Arachis ipaensis is the source of this 1781-nucleotide messenger RNA. Its product is annotated as protein DETOXIFICATION 12. Gene Ontology annotation, molecular function: antiporter activity; xenobiotic transmembrane transporter activity. The record is from RefSeq and is a predicted model, not a curated record. Gene Ontology annotation, cellular component: membrane. Lineage: Eukaryota; Viridiplantae; Streptophyta; Magnoliopsida; Fabales; Fabaceae. Gene Ontology annotation, biological process: xenobiotic detoxification by transmembrane export across the plasma membrane.
GAAGACAAAUUAAAUUUUGCCACAUAAAAGAAAGAAAGAAAGAAAGAAAGAAAGGAGGGAAUCAAACUGUGUGUUGUUCUGUAUGACUAUGAACAUGGAGGAGCCCCUAUUGGCACCUAGAGAGAAAGAACUAGAGAGAAAAAGAAGAAGAGGAGUAACAUGGAAAACCUUAAUCCAAGAACUGAAGAGUAUUUGCAUCAUAGCAGGUCCUAUGGUAGCUGUUACAGCCUUCCAGUAUCUUCUACAGAUUGUAUCUAUCAUGAUGGUUGGUCACCUUGGCGAGCUUUAUCUCUCUGCCACCGCCUUAGCUUUCUCCCUUUCCACCGUCACUGGUUUCAGCCUUCUUCUGGGGAUGGCUAGUGGUCUGGAAACUACUUGUGGACAGGCUUAUGGAGCUCAGCAAUACCAAAGAAUUGGAAAGCAAACAUACACUGCCAUCUUCUGUCUAAUAUUGGUGUCUGUUCCUCUGUCUUUCAUUUGGAUCAACAUUGAACAGAUACUAGUGUUCCUUGGUCAGGACCCUAUGAUUGCUCAUGAAGCUGCAAAGUUCAUGCUUUGGCUUGUUCCAGCACUUUUGGCAUACUCAAUUCUGCAGCCAUUAGUUCGAUACUUCCAAAUGCAAAGCUUGCUUCUUCCUAUGCUAAUAACCUCUUGUGUAGUCUUUUGUGUCCACAUACUUCUUUGUUGGGCAUUGGUGUUCAAGACUCAACUCAAGAAUGUUGGUGGUGCUUUAUCAUUUAGCAUCUCAAUCUGGUUGAAUGUCAUCAUUCUUGGAUUAUACAUGAGAUACUCUUCAGCAUGUGCCAAAACACGAGCUCCACUCUCCAUGGACAUAUUCCAAGGAACUCGCGAGUUCUUUCGAUUUGCAGUCCCUUCUGCAGUAAUGAUUUGUCUUGAAUGGUGGUCAUUUGAGCUGAUAAUCUUGCUAUCUGGGCUGUUACCAAAUCCACAACUUGAAACUUCAGUACUAUCAGUUUGUCUUAAUACCAUUUCAACUGUGUAUUGUAUCCCUUUUGGAAUUGGUGCUGCAGCAAGCACAAGGAUUUCAAAUGAAUUAGGAGCUGGGAAUCCAGAGGCUGCCCGGAUUGUGGUGAUGGCAGCAAUGUGUCUUGCAAUGAUGGAGACAAGUGUAGUAAGUGCAACUCUUUUCAGCUGCCGCCACAUCUUUGGAUAUGUUUUCAGCAGUGAGAAGGAAGUUGUUGAUUAUGUAACUGUCAUGGCUCCUUUGGUCUGUCUCUCAGUCAUAUUUGACAGCAUGCAAGGUUUUCUUUCAGGGGUUGCUAGAGGUUGUGGAUGGCAGCACUUAGGUGUUUAUGUGAAUCUUGGAGCAUUCUACCUCUGUGGGAUUCCGGCUGCUGCCACAUUGGCAUUUUGGGUGAAACUGAGAGGAAUAGGACUUUGGGUUGGUAUACAAACUGGAUCUUUUCUUCAAGUUUCUCUACUUGCUAUCAUAACAAGUUGCAUCAAUUGGGAACAACAAGCAAUCAAAGCAAGAACGAGAAUAUUUGAGGGUCAAUUUUCAGCAGACAGUAGUACAUUGGUAUGAGAAGCUAGCUAGUCAUUUGUUGAAUUUUGAUGAUGAUUGAUGAGUGUUAAGCCUUAAGAACAUUUGACCAAGGAACAUGUGUUCAUUUGAGUGGGUUAAUUUAGCAUGCAACGUGGCACAAUGACACAUCAUAUUUAUGGACGCCACGUGUCAUCAAACAAUCCCAAGGCCUUGUAACCGUUAACCCUCCAGAACUUGAAAUCAUAUACAAUAAUAUGCAGCUCUUCUUCAAAUA